Camelina sativa (false flax) is the source of this 1818-nucleotide messenger RNA. Lineage: Eukaryota; Viridiplantae; Streptophyta; Magnoliopsida; Brassicales; Brassicaceae. The record is from RefSeq and is a predicted model, not a curated record.
CGAUCUCUAAAAUCAAAAUCUCGAAUUUUUUUUUUCUUUUUAUUUUUUAUUUUUUAUUUUGGAGGCGAGAGGAAUAAUUUUUGGUUGCGGUGGGAUUUGAUUAUAAUGGCCUUUCACGUAGCUUGCCCAAUUACAUGUCGUCGGAUCUGCGAUUGCUCCUUAGGGUUUUCUCGGGAUCUCCGAAGACCUAAUGGCGAAGACGAGUUUUUGAAGAAGGUUAAUCAAGUGGAGGAGUUUCGCAAGGAUCCUCGUGUUUCUUCUAAUGUUGUUCAUGGAUGCACGGUUCAGGUUAGGGUUCCUAAGGUUGUUCCUGCUCCUCAGACGGUUUCUUCUGUUUCGAUUUUGGGGGUUGGGGAUGGUGUUGGAGUUGUUGAUGAAUUGGCGGAGGAAGCUUCGGCUCAGAAGAAACGUGUUGCUCUUCAGAGACAAGCUGCUGUUACGGUUGAAGCUACUGAGGAUUAUGCUCGCAGGUUUGAAUCUGGUGUCAAUGAGCUUUCAUCAAGAGACCUUGCUGGUGAUGAAGUAGCUCACUCCGGCAUGAAUAUAAUGUGCAGAAUGUGCUUCCUAGGAGAAGGUGAGGGAAGUGACAGAGCAAAGAGGAUGCUUUCCUGUAAACACUGUGGAAAGAAGUACCACAAGAAUUGUUUAAAGUCUUGGGCCCAACAUAGAGAUUUAUUUCAUUGGAGUUCAUGGAGUUGUCCCUCUUGCCGGGUUUGUGAGGUCUGCCGUAGAACAGGAGAUCCUAACAAGUUCAUGUUCUGCAAAAGGUGUGAUGCUGCUUACCAUUGUUAUUGCCAACAUCCACCACACAAGAAUGUAAGUUCUGGGCCAUAUCUCUGCCCAAAGCAUAAUCUGGGGGCAAGGAAAUUAAAUGUCAGUGGUUCUUCGAAAUCCAAUGUUGUUUCUCAUUUAUCAAGGGACAAAGUCCAGUCCACUUUGGGAGGGGAUAAAAUUGAUCAGACUGGCGAAGUAAGAACCCUGAAGAUCUCUGGAAGGUUUGGGAAAACUCAAUCUGAAGGAAGUAAAGCUACAUUUGGGUCGAUCACACAGUUCCCUGCAUCAACAAGUGAAGGAAAUCACGUGGAUGACAAAACAUCCAUCUCGCCAUCUUUACAGAAAGAAGCAAGACCUCUGCUGAAAUUUAAACUCAGGAAACCUAAUACAGGAGAUCAGACAUCUUUGGUUACAACGCAGUCUGAAGAUGAAAAACUGAGUUCUGCAAAAGGCCAAAGAUCAAAGAGAAAGAGACCUUCAAGCUUAGUGGAAAUGGCUUCAAUGGAAGAAGACAAUGAAGCUACAACACCUUCUUAUCAAGAUAGUUCAAGGAACGACGAGCUGAUGGAUGCUAUCUGGAUUUUGAAGAAGUUGGGUAAAGAUUCAAUAGGAAAGAGAGUCGAAGUCCAUGGAUCUCAAAACUCAUGGCAUAAGGGAACUGUGACAGACGUUUCUGGUGACACAUCCACAUUGUCGGUUUCUCUAGAUGAUGGAAGCAUCAAGUCAUUUGAACUUGGAAAGCACAGCGUCCGCUUCAUACCGCAAAAGCAAAAGAGGUCGAGGAGCUGAUUGGACCAGUGAGCAGCGUUUUAGUCACUAACCUUCUGUUUGCGAGUCAUGAAGACGACUUGAUUGUUUAUCAAUAAGACGAAAAGUGCCAAACUGUGUAGAUAUUACUUGUGAUAUUAAAGGUGGUAGUUCCCUGUAACGCACUCACUUAGUCACUUGGUAGGUCCAUAGUUUUUGCAGACUCGUGUAACAAUUCGUUCUAACUGAAGCAUGUGAGAAAUUUCUGUUACUAAAUGGCAAAAUAUGGUAUUAACA